This is a messenger RNA of Nicotiana tabacum (common tobacco), 1401 nucleotides long. RefSeq names its product B2 protein. The record is from RefSeq and is a predicted model, not a curated record. NCBI's taxonomy places the organism in Eukaryota, Viridiplantae, Streptophyta, Magnoliopsida, Solanales, Solanaceae. Gene Ontology annotation, biological process: response to endoplasmic reticulum stress.
AAGUAUUAGGUGUAAAGUAAAGUUUCAAAAUACCUGGUACUGGUACUAGCUUCUCACUUUUCUUGCUUUGCAGCUUUAUGUUUUAGCUAUGGAUCCCAAAUUCUAGGGUUAUUGUGAUUGAAGAAUAUUUUGGUUGAUCAAAUUUCAAAUUCUCGAGCUGUAUAAUUUAGUAGUCAAACUGCAACAUGGAGAAUAUGCACAGCUAUUGGCAAUUUGGGGAUGAGCUUCGAGGCCAAUCAAAAGUGUCGGAAGAUCAUAAAUGGACAACGGCUGCUAUAAAAUUGGCGGAGCAGAUAAAGUCCAAGGGUGAGCGGAGGAAUAACCUUGACUUUUCGAAGGGAUCAGCGGAAAUUAGGCCCAGGGAUUAUCUUGGUUAUCAGGAGUAUAACAAGUGUGAAAGCCUUAACUUUAACAUGUUAAAUUUGGAUAGCAUGAUGACUGAAAAUAUGACUAAGAGUUCCGUUAGGAAUGGCGUUUGUAACAUUAAUUCAGUUUAUCCGAAACCCAAUGUCAACGGCUUGGGAAAUAUGUCUUUUAUCAAGUUCAACAGCAACCACAUGAAUGAACAAUGCAACAUCAACAAUAGUGAGAAUACGAAUGGGAAUAAUGCUGUUGAAAAAAGGUUUAAGACUUUGCCUGCUGCUGAGACACUGCCCAGGAAUGAAGUUCUUGGAGGGUAUAUAUUUGUCUGCAACAAUGACACGAUGCAGGAAGACUUGAAGCGCCAGCUGUUUGGUCUACCUCCAAGGUAUAGAGAUUCCGUGCGGGCAAUAACACCAGGGUUACCCUUGUUCCUCUACAAUUACACUACUCACCAGUUGUAUGGCACCUUUGAGGCAGCAAGUUUUGGAGGUUCCAACAUUGAUCCAACUGCUUGGGAAGACAAAAAGUGUAAAGGAGAGUCAAGAUUCCCUGCUCAGGUGAGGAUCCGUGUUAGGAAACUAGGUAAGCCUUUGGAGGAAGAUGCUUUUAGACCAGUUUUGCAUCAUUAUGAUGGACCCAAAUUCCGUCUUGAGCUCUCUGUGCCCGAGACUUUGGACUUGCUGGAUCUCUGUGAAAAAUCUGGUGUUUAAGCGGCAGCCUUUCAUGAACUACUUGGUAUAAAUAAACUCUAGCAGUCUAUGUGAAUGAUGUUGUUUUAUGGCGCUUUUCACUGUGUGGAAUGUGUUUUCCGCCGAUUUCCAAAGUGCAAGCUUUGGUACAAGUCUGGCUGAGAGAGGUUCUGAAUAGUAGGGUUGGCUAAUUUAGCCAAUUAAGUGUGUGAUUUUGUCUGGAGAUGCUUAAAUAGAAGCGUUCCAAAGUUAGUCUUGUAAUCUUACAAUGAACUUGAGAAGUAAUGAUGCCUAUGUAAUGGGUCAAGAUUGAAAUGUCAUUUCAUAUCUGCAUUUCGACUUUGUUUCA